AUCAACUUCAGUGAUGACUUCUGUCUUUUUGUGGGGUUUCUUUUUGCUGUUUAGUGGAAUGACUUCAGCCCAGGAUGAUACCAACGCUGUUGAAACAAGAUCAUGCUUUCCAGAUAUGUGUGACCUCCUGAGAGACUUUGGUGCCAUGACAGAAAAAGUAAAAGCCAUGGAAAGGAGGCUGGAGGACAGUGAGGCCAGGCUACGGGACAGUGAGACCAGGCUACGGGACAGUGAGACCAGGCUACAGGACAGUGAGGCCAGGCUACAGGACAGUGAGGCCAGGCUACGGGAGAGUGAGACCAGGCUACGGGACAGUGAGACCAGGCUACAGGACAGUGAGGCCAGGCUACGGGACAGUGAAAAAAGACUGAACAACAGUGAAAACCAGAUUCUUGACCUAAUGAGCAAAGAAGGAACCAAGGUGAUUUUCAGUGCAGCAAUUGGAGAAGGAAGCAUUGACAUUGGACCUUUCAACAUACAUACAACACUAAUCUACAGAAGGGUGAUUGAGAACAUCGGCAAUGCCUACAAUAAAGCAACAGGUAUCUUCACUGCACCUGUUUCAGGUGUCUACUACUUCAACAUUUUCUAUCAUACUGGAGGGCUACAUGGAGCAUAUCUGUCACUCUACAAGAACUCCCAGCUGAUGGUCGUGACAAGUGAACAUGGAUCAAGCCCUGAUCGUAAUGAUAAUGGAGGAAACUCUGUGUUUCUGCAGCUGCAACCAGGAGACCAUGUGUACGUGUGUUUGGCUGCAAGUACGUGGGUUUGGGGAUCAGACUACAGUACCACUUUUAGUGGAUUUUUGGUCACUCAAAUGUGAGAAUCAGCACUCUGUCGUUCUCCCCUACGUACAUGAAUGUCCUUACAUAAAUGUAUGUAUUGCCUCUACAUUUUGGAAGUUCUUAAAAAUAAUAAUAUGAAUAUUUGAAUGGUAAGGCAAAAAAAAUGUUUUAAAGCAUGUAUUGAUAUUUGUGUGCAUUAUUCUAUAUUGUAUUCAAGCUACAUGAUCUAGCAAAGCCCAUCACUGUUUGUCAUUUAUUUGUUUUUCUUUGGUGUGUUUGUGAUAAAAGACGUUACGUUAUUAAAAAAAUAGACAGUUAUGUGACAGAACAGUGUUAAAGACAUGCUAAAGUGCUGAUUUGUUAUUGUGAGAUAACUGUAUGAAUGACGUCGUGUUACUGUCACUGAUUUUCUGCUGUUUUCUGGGGAAGCCUUUAACAACCAUGCCUUCUCCUUUGUGGCUGAAUGAAUUUCUUCUUAUUUCACUUAUGUCUCUUUACCCAGGCCCCCCUUAGCCAGCACCAUUUUACCAAGAUCUAUGUGUUUUUUUAACUAAAUUUCCCUUUAUCAAUGAACCUGUUUUUGUUUUUUAUUUUAUUUUAUUUUUUACUAUGGAUGAAUUAAAUUUACUUUUAAUAAAAAAAACAUG
Messenger RNA from Cheilinus undulatus (humphead wrasse), 1432 nucleotides. Its product is annotated as complement C1q-like protein 2. The record is from RefSeq and is a predicted model, not a curated record. Gene Ontology annotation, molecular function: protein binding. The transcript has 3 exons. The coding region runs from base 14 to 823 and encodes 269 amino acids. Lineage: Eukaryota; Metazoa; Chordata; Actinopteri; Labriformes; Labridae.